Mollisia scopiformis is the source of this 1647-nucleotide messenger RNA. RefSeq lists its product as uncharacterized. The transcript has a single exon. Lineage: Eukaryota; Fungi; Ascomycota; Leotiomycetes; Helotiales; Mollisiaceae. The record is from RefSeq and is a predicted model, not a curated record. The coding region runs from base 429 to 1520 and encodes 363 amino acids.
GAGUGGGUGUGAAGAGAGUGAAACUUGAUAUCGAUUUGCCGAGAUGUCGCCUCGCUUCUGAGCAGGCGACCCACUUAUUUUAGUCAUUUCUUGAUGCCUCAGACUACCCCAGCCAUGCUUAUCCUGCCAUCGACAUAACCCAACGUCAAUUCAAACUACCCUCUUAUAUCUCCCCACAACAACAAACCUCCAGUAUACCCUGAUCGACCCCCCUAUCCAGAUUCUCGGCUCUGCUCUCAACCCAGCAUACGAAUAACUGCUCUUCGAUCCCGUCCUCCCUUUCUCCCUCGCCGGGCUCCCUCGGACCUCGAGGCCGUCUCCUCCCUACCUCCGACCUCGACGCCGAAUCAGCUCCCUCCCUCUCUCCCUCCCUCGAAACAAGUACACGGCCAAGAGGAUACCAAGAAAAGAGAAGAGAAGAGAAGAGAAUGCCACCCCUCCACCUCCGGCAAGAAUUCCCGACCCUCAAAGCCUUCAAAGAGGCCCUGCACGCCUGGGCCAUCGAAGCACACUUCGAGCCGCGCAUCCUGAAAUCAGACACGGGCCGCGUGCGCGUCGGCUGCAAGCGCGACCCCAACUGCCCGUUCGUCAUCCGGUGCAACUGGGAGCGGAAGAAUGGCCGGGAGCCUCUGGCCCGGGUGACGGUGUUGAGGGAUAGACAUACGUGUUUGAAUGCGCUGGAGUGGAGGAGCGCGGGAGGUGGUGGCGGAGUUGGGGGAGGAGGAGGAGGGAUGGGGAUGCCGGUGCAGAUGAGUGCCGCGGGGAUGGUGGGCGGGAUGGUGGGGCAGAUGCCGGGUUUGGAGAUCAGGCAGGAUGAGGAUGGGAAUAUUGUGGGUGGUGCGAGGGUGUUGGGGCCGAUGCCGCCGAAGCAGACGCAGCAGCAGCAGCAGCAGCAGCAACAACAGCAGCAGGACCCGAAUGGGGUGGUGGUUCCUGUGCUGCCGAAGGUGCAGAGGAAUUCGGCGAGUCGGUUGCCGUUUUUGAUGGAGAUUCUGCCGCGGUUGAUGAGUAUUAGCAAGGAGACGACGCCGGUGGAGAUUAGGGAGUGUUUGUUGAGGGAGUAUGGGGCGGAGGUGCAUUUGCAGCAGUGUCGGAGGGCGAAGACGGAGAUUUUGAAGAAGAGGGCUGAGGGGGGAGGUGGGGUUGAGGGACAGCAGGUGGGUGUUGAGAUGGAGACGGGGCAGGGACAGCAGGGCGGAGGCGGACAGAGUUUAGAUGGCAUGGGAGGGAGCGAGAGUGCCGGGGAUGGGAAUACAACUUUAUUCGGGAGCGAGUUGAAUCAGGGCUCGAAUGGGAUGAAUGGUGUGAAUGUGAAUGUCAAUGGAGAGGCGGCCCAUCAGCAAGGGUUUGAGUUGCAUACUGCGAGUGGAGUGGUGAUUCCUCAGGUGCCGAGUCGGAGGGAGGCGGCAUUGAAUGCGGUGGGGGAGCAGCCGGUUAGGUGUCCGUAUUGUGUUAAUCAUCGGUGGUUGAAUAGUAUCAAGGAUGCGGUGGAGCAUAUGAGUAUGCAUGUUGUUGUGUAGGAGGGAUGAGAGGAGGAUGCAAUGAAAUAGGAACAGCUACACCAGCGACGAAAAGAGGUGAUAAGUCAGAUGAAUGAUGGUAAUGAGUAAGUCAAUUCUAUCUUUCAGAAUGUCUAGAACUGACGAG